Leguminivora glycinivorella is the source of this 3273-nucleotide messenger RNA. RefSeq names its product laccase-1-like. The record is from RefSeq and is a predicted model, not a curated record. The transcript has 11 exons. Bases 884 to 2980 code for a protein of 698 amino acids. NCBI's taxonomy places the organism in Eukaryota, Metazoa, Arthropoda, Insecta, Lepidoptera, Tortricidae. Gene Ontology annotation, biological process: iron ion transport. Gene Ontology annotation, molecular function: oxidoreductase activity; copper ion binding. Gene Ontology annotation, cellular component: plasma membrane.
GAUGCUGUGGACGUUAUAAGCGACCAUUACAGACUAAUUUUCCAAUAAAAAUAAAUAAUACACAGUAAGGAAUGGUCAAAAUAGCACUCCUAUUAAGCCACUUCCUUCGUACUACGGCGGCCAUAUUUGUGAAGUGACGUUGCUGAUCGGUCGUUCUAAAUUCGAUUGUCGCGCGUGAAAAUUCUCCCCCGAUCGAUUUUCAAGUGAUUUUGUGAAAUGUGAACUAUAAAGUACCUUUAUCAAGUGUUGAAUGAAAAAACUAGUAUUUAUGUUAAAACUGUUACGGAUUAUAUAUUGCUAUAAAACUAAAAUAGUGGAGCCUUUUGUGAAAAGAACGAUGAAAGUUUUCAAAAAGAAAAUGCGAUUCUCUAUAGUUCGUUAAACUGUAAUUUAGUACAUUCUGUGUAUAAGUAUAGUUAAAUUAAGUUUUGUAUAUUAGCAUCGAAGUUGGAGGCCGGGGGAAAAGAUUUUUCAAAAUGUAUCCACAAGGGAGUAGAAACUGCCUGGUGGCGGCGGCACUAAUUUUAUGUGUUCCAGUAAUCAACAGCCAGACAACUGUAGCAGACAUACAAACUACUAUAUUCGACGAAACUAUAUAUAAUUUAGAAACUACUACAGAAUUCACAGAAGAUGCAAUAAUAAAAGAAAAUCCUCUAAAUCAAUAUAUUGUCAGGCAAUCACGAAGUCAAAGCAGAGAACAUGUAGUUAAGGUAGCAUUAGAAAAGACGAUCAGGUUACAUCACAAGAAUCAGUUAACACUAAAACAGUCAAUAUUGAUGCAAAAAUACCAGAAACCGCUUCUAAACUUGUUUUAGCUCCAGAAGUCAAUCCAUUAAAUAUAAACAAGAUAGCAAAUACCGUUGUUAGACAACCGACAAAACACAUGGUAAAAGAAUUAAACGAAGAGGAUAUAGAAAAAUUAAAGAAAGUUAUAAAGAAAUCGGAACAAAAAAUGCAUGUGAAAUAUAAUGAAGCGACUGGUGAAUUAAUCGAUGGGCCUCAUCCGUGUCAAAGAGAGUGUAAAGAAGGAGAGGAGCCGAUGAUCUGUUACUACAUGUUUCAUCUAGAAUGGUACCAGACAAUGAGUAAGGCUUGCUAUGAUUGUCCUUAUAACGAAACGGAUUGUGAGAGACCCGAUUGCAUUCCGGCAGACGGGAUGAACAGAGCCCUCAACGUUGUUAAUAGGAAGAUGCCUGGACCCGCUAUUGAGGUAUGCCAACACGACAGAGUAAUAGUGGACGUGGAGAACGACCUGAUGACGGAAGGCACAACGGUUCAUUGGCAUGGGCAGCAUCAACGCGGCACUCCUUAUAUGGACGGAACACCUUACAUCACUCAAUGUCCUAUUCUACCUGACAGUACCUUCAGGUACCAAUUCAACGCGUCGCACGAUGGUACCCACUUCUGGCACUCCCAUUCCGGCAUGCAGCGGGCGGAUGGCGCCGCGGGAGCUUUCAUCAUCAGAAAACCGAAGUCCCAGGAUCCGCACGGCGCGCUGUAUGAUUAUGAUAGAUCAGAGCACGUCAUGAUAGUAACGGAUUGGAUUCACAAGCUCAGUGUGUCCAUGUUCACGGAUCACCACCACUCUAAGGGGGACAAUAAGCCCCCUACUCUUCUCAUCAAUGGCGUCGGGCGUUUCAAGGUCUUCAACGAGACUGUCAAGCCUUUUUAUAUGAAGGCAGCGCGAUUUAAUGUGGAGCAGGGCUACAAGUACCGUUUCCGUGUGAUCAACGCAGAGUUCCUCAACUGUCCUAUCGAGAUGUCUUUCGACGGACACAACAUCACUGUCAUCGCUUCUGAUGGAUACGACCUGGAACCUAUCACUGCGACAUCGCUAGUGACGUACGCAGGAGAGCGUUACGACUUCAUCCUGGAAGCCAACAACGAGAUCGACAACUACUGGAUACGCUUCCGAGGCCUCAUGGACUGCGACGAAGUGUUCACAAAAGCGAAGCAGGUGGCAGUUCUACACUACGAGGGAGCGAUGGAGUCGGAGCCCCCAGGAGACCCCACCUGGAAAGAGCUGCAUAACGAGGGAUUGCAACUGAACGCCUUGAAUAAAGGAGAAGAAGAGAAUGAGACCAUCAGCGUGGCAGAGAUGAGGAGUCUUGCCGGCUACGACGAGAGCCUCAAGGAAAUUCCCGACUACCAGUUCUAUCUGGCUUAUGACUUCUACGCGAAGAACAACUCGCACUUUCACAAGUCGCCGUACUAUGGGUAUUAUCAAGUGCCGAACAAGUCCAAUCGCCUCUACACGCCCCAGCUGAACCACAUCAGCAUGAAGAUGCCCUCCAGCCCCCUCCUCAUCGACCGGCCAGCUCCCGACCACUUCUGCAACAUGUCCAGCAUCGACGCUGAAUGCAAGGAGGGCUACUGCGAGUGCCCCCACGUCCUCUCCGUCAGACUCAACUCCGUCGUUGAAAUCGUCAUACUUGAUGAAGGAAUCACCUUCGACGCCAACCAUCCUUUCCAUUUACACGGACAUAGCUUUAGAGUUGUAGGCUUGAGAAGAUUAGGUACCGAUACUACAAUUGAAGAAGUCAAAGCUUGGGACGAAGCAGGACUUUUAAAACGUAACCUUAAAAACGCACCAAUAAAAGAUACAGUCACUGUCCCCGAUGGAGGAUACACGGUCCUCAGAUUCAAAGCUGACAACCCAGGCUACUGGCUUUUCCAUUGUCAUAUAGAAUUCCAUGUCGAGGUAGGUAUGGCGCUAGUUUUCAAAGUAGGAGAGCAUAAAGACAUGCCUCCGGUACCGAGAAACUUCCCUAGAUGUGGAAAUUAUAUGCCUGAUAAUAUGGUCGAACACGAUACGACUGCCAAACCUAGCGCUGAUAACCAUAUAUCUAUAACGCAAUGGUGGCCAGUUAUAUAUAUGAAUGGAAAUUCGUCCACGUCAUCUACAACAACUAUAUUGAGUAGUUUAACUACGGUUUUAGUCAGUUCGGGAUUAUUUAUGAUUAAAUUUUAUCUGACCUAACUUAUUUGUAACCAGUAUUAUGUAAGGCAACAGUGCAAUGUAUACUAUUUUUAUUAAGCUUGUUAUGAUUUUUAAAACCGAAUUUGUACUUAUUGAAUUUAAGUUUUUUAGAAGCCCUAUUGAAGUGUUACUUUUUGACGGCUUCCGUUACGAUUAGAGAUGGGUAGAGGUGAGUAAAUACUGAGUAUUUACCCGUAAUUUACUCAAAGCACCGAGUAAAUACUCGUAUUUACUCAUUUGGGUGAGUAGAAACUGUUACCUAAAAAUAAUUUAAAAAAUGAGAAUUAAGUACU